AUGCCUGAAAACUGUAAUAAUUUAAAAUGGACAGUCUUCUAUAAAAACCAAAUUUAUGUAAUUAACAGAAGCACGAGACUUAUUGAGAGUGUGGAGAGAAAACUCGGAACGAAAAAGUCGGGAAAUUGUAGACAUUUGGGAUUCCUUACUGUUAGAUAAAAUGGAUAAACUUGGAAACGAAAAAUACCUAAUAUUGGAGCAAGUUUGCGUGGCUGCGUUGGAUUGCCACAGAUUACCUUUAGCCGAAUAUACUAGUAAAAUAUUAAUGAAAGAAUUUCCUGGUAGUUUAAGAGUACACAAAUAUCAUGCCAUGCAUUUGGAAGCUCUGGAAUUGUAUGAUGAAGCAUUAGAGGUUUUGGAAUCAAUAAUAAAAAGAGAUGAAACUAAUGCAGCACCAAGAAAACGCAAAGUAGCUAUUUUCAAAGCUCGUGGUAAAACGGCUGAGGCUAUUAAAGAGCUCACAGAAUACUUGAAAGUGUUUAUGAGUGAUCAAGAAGCUUGGUAUGAACUCUGUGAUUUGUAUUUAAAAGAACAAGAAUAUGCUAAAGCUGCAUUUUGUAUGGAAGAAUUGAUCCUUCACAAUCCACAUAACCACCUUAUUUACCAAAGAUAUGCAGAAAUAAAAUAUUCACAAGGUGGUUUUGAAAAUAUUGAAACAGCCAAAGUAUACUUUAGUCAAGCAGCCAAAUUGAACCCCAAUAACAUGAGGGCUCUCUAUGGCUUGUUAUUAUCUGCUAACUACAUCGCAACAUCUUCAAAGUGCCCUUUAUCAAAGAAAAAAGAAGCAAUCAAACUAAGUGAGUGGACAGCAAGUCAAAUUGAGAAACAGUACAAAACUAAAGUUUUCGAUAAUAGUAAUAUUGAAAAUUUGGAAAGUUUGAUAGAAAAAUUGCAUUUAGAUGCAUAAAUUAUAUAUUUAUACAUAGAUAA
This is a messenger RNA of Cotesia congregata, 930 nucleotides long. The record is from the annotation of a GenBank genome assembly. NCBI's taxonomy places the organism in Eukaryota, Metazoa, Arthropoda, Insecta, Hymenoptera, Braconidae.